This is a messenger RNA of Galleria mellonella (greater wax moth), 1595 nucleotides long. RefSeq lists its product as uncharacterized. Lineage: Eukaryota; Metazoa; Arthropoda; Insecta; Lepidoptera; Pyralidae. Bases 232 to 1320 code for a protein of 362 amino acids. The transcript is spliced from 6 exons. Gene Ontology annotation, molecular function: cysteine-type endopeptidase activity. The record is from RefSeq and is a predicted model, not a curated record. Gene Ontology annotation, biological process: proteolysis.
AAAUGUCAUUUUUCUGUUACGUCAAUAUGUCAGAUACUUUUUAAUUACUUCAUUUAAUUUAUUUAUUUAAUAUACCAGUUUACUUUGAUUACUUUACAUAUUUUAUUUCAAUAACUUGAUUUUGUUUUCCUUUUUUCCUUAAUCAUAAUUUAAUAUUGGAAGUAUUUUCUAUUUCCAAUGGUAUCAUAAGUUAUACAAAUAGUAAUUUAAUUAGUUAUAUUGAUUAUAAAAAUGUCCAAUAAUCAAGACGAAAUUAUUGAAAGGUCCCAUGUAAAAAAUUUACCGUAUGCGGAAUAUCGAAAUGCAUUAAAUUUUAAUAAGGAUCAAUGUGAAAUUAUCGCUAAGUUGGCAAAUAUGAAAAUAUCAUUCAAUGAAACAAGUAAACCUGGAGAAUUGUUAAUGAAAAUGUUAUACAGAGGAGGAUGUACUGUACAGAACUUUAGAAGAUUAAAAGAAGCUGCAGAAAAUGUUCAAUCAAUACUAAAAUACUAUAUACCUCAGUCAAAAGUUGCCAUACUCAUAGGAAAUGAUAAAUAUGUAAAUUUAGCAAAAUUGGCAACACCAUCCAUAGAUUGUGAUUCUCUAUCUUCAAACCUGAAGAACUUAGGAUUUGUUGUUGUGACAAUAAAAAACACAGCUAGCAGUGAUUUAAGAGAAAUAUUAUCUAAAAUAUUUAGCUACAUCCCAGAGGAUUCAUAUUGUUUCAUUUUCUACGCUGGACAUGGCUGUGAAUUAGUAAAUACAAAAUGUAUGUUGGGAAUUGACUGCCCCACAGAAGAUAUAAAGUUAGAACACUGUGUUACUGAGAAUUUUGUUUUAGAGCAAGUGUAUAAGUGCAAACCGGAUCUUUGUGUUUUAAUUAUGGAUAUGUGUAGGAUAAACUUAGAUAGGAAUGCAAAUCCACAGAUCUAUUCAUCUAUAUGUACAGUAGAAUCCUACAAUGUACAUAAAAAUCUAUUAAUAGGAUACUCUACUCAGUCAUCAAAAGCUGCAUAUGAAGUGUUACAGAUAGAAUGCUCUACCACUAUUAAUGAUACUUACGAGCUAAAGACAGGCGAUUCAGCAAGGAUUGUGCCCGGUGGUAGUCAAUAUGUAAAUGCCUUAUGCACAAGAUUAGGAGACAAUCUUGAUAUUAGUAGUUUGUUGGAUGCAGUACAUAGAGAUGUUGAACAUUCUAUGAAGAAACAAAAACCAAUAAAAGUUCAAUGGGGUGUUGAGAAGAGAUCAUUGUAUGAUUCAACCGCAGGUGACGAAACUAGUGUUUUAAAUGCAUUAAAAGAUUUUUCAAAACAUUACAAGGAUUAUUGCCAUGCUUUUUAAAAUUUUAUUUUUAUUAACGUGUAUGUUGCAUUUAUUUAAUUUUAUUUGAAUUACUAAAAAAAUACUAAGAAAGUCAGCAACGCGCACGUGACACCCCUCGUGUUGCAGGCAUUUACCAUCAGACUGUCUGUAUGCUUGUUUGCCCACUUUGUGGUAUAAAAAAAUUACAAUAAUGAGUAUAUACUGUGAUAAAAUACUGCAAGUUCCAAAAUGUUUAUACAAGAAUAUGAAUAAGCAAUAAAUUCAAUAAAAAAAAAUUAUUUUUAACAAUUAAA